CCUAUUACCACCUGCCGAGGGAAUGCGAUGCACAUUCCCUUUGCUCGAGGUCGAAUACUCGGAAUCCACGACACGAGACGAGACGAAAGCUUUUGCCGCAAUGGCGUCUAAACCAAGCAGCCGAGCGGAAAGCAACCAGGCGGCGGCGGCGGUGCCGUCGCUGUACGGGCGCGCCCUGCCGUCGCCGCCGGCGGUGGAGUUCGCGUCGGCGGAGGGGCGGCGGCUGUUCGCGGAGGCGCUCCAGGGGGGCACCAUGCAGGGGUUCUUCAGCCUCGUCUCCGUCUUCCAGACGCAGUCGGAGCCGGCCUUCUGCGGCCUCGCCACGCUCGCCGUCGUCCUCAACGCGCUCCGCAUCGACCCGGGGCGGCGGUGGAAGGGCCCCUGGCGGUGGUUCGACGAGUCCAUGCUCGACUGCUGCGAGCACCUCGACACGGUCAGGGCGGAGGGGAUCACCUUCGGCAAGGUCGCCUGCCUCGCCCACUGCUCCGGCGCCGACGUCCGCACCUUCCGCGCCGCCCAGGCCACGCUCGCCGACCUCCGCCGCCACCUCCUGCGCUGCGCCUCCUCCCAGGAUUGCCAUCUCGUCGCCUCCUACCACCGGAAGCUUCUCGGCCAGACUGGAACAGGGCAUUUCUCGCCGAUUGGCGGCUACCAUGCUGGGCAGGACAUGGCGCUGAUCCUGGAUGUCGCUCGCUUCAAAUACCCUCCUCAUUGGAUUCCGCUGCCGCUUCUUUGGGAAGCCAUGAACACGAUUGAUGAAGCAACUGGGCUUCUCAGGGGUGGUAAAUUAACAUGCCAAUGCUUGGUGAAUCAAAUAUUGAAUCAUCUUCCUCCCAAUGCUGGAAAUUUUAUCAAAUGGGUCAUUGAAGUUAGGAGACAAGAGGAAGGAGGAUCCAGCCCAAGUAAAGAGGCUAACGAAAUGCCUUUCCUGAAGGAAAAGGUCCUACAGCAAAUCCGUGAUACUAAGCUUUUUCAGCUGGUCCACAAACUGCAAUGUUCUAAGCAGCCCUGUUGUAGUUGCUCGUCUUUAACGGACGAAGAUUCCAUUUCCCAGAUUGCAGCCAGUGUGUGCUGUGAAGCAACCGCAUUGCUAAGUGGGAAUCUGUCAUCAAGAGAUGGAUUAUUUUUCAGUGAAACUUGUUCCGGAUGUACACAAGUGAAUGAUGAGGGGCUUAAAAAUGUCAUUACAGGCAAAGUGGUAUCUGAAGGCAAUGGACAUGUUGAUAAGCUUUCACCGAUAUCCUCGACUGAAACAUGCUUCUGCAAUUCAACUCUGAGCAAUGAAACUGUCAAUUAUCCAUCAAACACAGACAUUCUAACUGUUCUAUUACUGUCGUUACAUCCUAGCACAUGGUUGUGCAUUGAAGAUGAGAAGUUGAAAGCUGAAUUUCAGAGCCUUGUUUCUACGGACGAUCUUCCUGAUCCUCUUAAACUGGAGGUGUGCUGUCUCACUCCUAGAACCUUGCAUUGAUUGUUUACCUUUGCUCUCUACCAAAGUACCAAUAUGUUUUUUCCACGGAAAACAAAUUAAGUUGCUAGCUUAUUAAAUCAAUUAAUAAGCACUUAUUUAGUCUUAAUUAAUUUUUGUGUGGUACUGUGAUUUUUCUUAUUAAACAAGUAGGUGAUUUUCAAAUUUGGGAUGAGCAAAUAGUGAAAUGGAGGAUGACUUGUUGAAAGGUGGUGUAAUAGUAUAGACUGUGAGGCUCAGAUAUUAGUGGUAGGGGUGAUGCGGGAAUGGACACCACCACUACUAACAUUUGAAGUAGUAUAGAUAAACAAGGGUCUCUAGUAAUCAUAUAACGCUUUUCUACAUAGUCAUCUUCUAAAUCAAUGUUUACACAUAAACCCAACAUCCCGCAUAGUGACCCAAUAUUUUAUUUCACAGCUCUGAGUUUUACUUUCACAUAAAAGAACCGUAAGAUCCAUUACUUCAGUUAAUUCAAGGAAACACCUAUCUACAUAUCUUUUUCCCGUUCUAUCAAGCUUUCAUUCUUAGUAGGGGGCUUCCAAGCAUAUCUCAUGAUUAAAAAAAAACACUACCUUCUAUUCUAAGUAGAGCUA
Oryza sativa Japonica Group (Japanese rice) is the source of this 2061-nucleotide messenger RNA. Lineage: Eukaryota; Viridiplantae; Streptophyta; Magnoliopsida; Poales; Poaceae. The record is from RefSeq and is a predicted model, not a curated record.